CAGGGCUGGCUGUGGGUGGUAGCAGGAGCCUUUAAGUACACCUGCUGGGCUUCAGACAGGAGAUAAUUUAACCUGCAGACAAAAGGUAACUGGAAGUUUCUGUGGUCUGAACGGGGGGAACGGACAGAUCGAUGGGUGAGAAUACUGGCAAAUAUUCCGUCUGCAUGUCCAGCCUGACUCAUGUCCUGAAUAAACGCAGACACCAGUCGCACUUGGUGCUACGCAGAGACUGAUUGGACGCAUUCAGACACUAUAAACUGCUGUAGUUUUGCGCUAAGGAAACCCCUGCUCCCGUGUUGUGGACCGUUCCUCCGUUCCUCCACAUCCUGGCGAAGUGAGAGCGGCGCACAACGCCAGACGGACCUGAGUGUGGAUACGCAGCGGAGCGCACGACUGAGGACUCUACAACGCACCUCCAACACAAAUGGAUAUUUACGUGGCUUUGUUAUCCCUGUUCUUUUUUACCAAACCAGCUUUGGCUUUCGGAUCAGAUCAAGACUACCAGAUUGAUAUCAUCAAUGAACUUGACCUCGCAAAUGCCACCUAUGGAAUUACCCAAGUGGCGGGGCUUCACAACACCAGCAAAGCCUUCCUUUUUCGAGAUGUUGGAAGAGCAGUUCACGCCCCGGCACACAUCACAGAGAAAGUGGUGCAGCUGUUCAGGAGUAAAAGUGAGUUUACCUUCUUGGCCUCCAUCCAGCAGAAGUCCUCCACAUCGGGAGUCAUAUUCUCCAUCCACGAGUCAGAACACAGUUACUUUGAGCUGGAGAGCAGCGGGGUGAGAGAGGAGAUCCGGUACCACUACCGCUUCAAAGGCAAGCCACGCUCCGAGUCCUUCCCCUACCGCCUCGCUGACGGCCUCUGGCACAAGAUCGCUCUCACCAUCAGCGCUUCCCAUCUACUGCUGCACGUCGACUGUAACAGGAUUUACGAGCGGGUGAUAGACCCCCCUCAGAUGGAGCUCACCCCAGGCAGUGGAGUGUGGCUAGGCCAGCACAGCCACAAGCAUGGCCUGUUCAAGGGUAUCAUCCAGGACGUGAAGUUGAUUUUUGCUCCCAACGGCUACAUCACACAGUGUCCUAAUCUUAACCGCACCUGUCCAACCUGCAGCGAUUUCCUGAGCCUGGUGCAAGGCAUCAUGGACCUUCAGGAGCUGCUGGCCAAGAUGACCCUGAAGUUGAACUACGCUGAAUCCCGACUGACCCAGCUGGAAGGCUGUCACUGUGAGAGGACUUGCAGUGCCAAUGGCCUGAUCUACCGGGAUAAGGAGUUGUGGGUGGAGCCUGAGAACUGCAGGAACUGUGCAUGUAAGAAUGGUGUGGUGGAGUGUCGUAGGAUUUUCUGUCCUCCAGCAAACUGCUCAGAGGACUUGCUGCCUGUCCAUGUUGAUGGGACUUGCUGCAAGAAAUGCAGACCAAAAUGUACGUACCUGGGCCAGACCUUUUCUGAAGGCCAACGCUUUUUAUCCAGGAGCUGCAGGGAAUGCAAGAAUGGCUUGAUGGUGAAAGUCUCAGAAACUUGUCCAGAGCUCAACUGCACCGUCACUGAACAGAUAUUACCGGAUGGCAGAUGCUGCAAUGUUUGCAGAGGUUAUGACUUCUGUGCAGAGGGACUCAUUUGCGGAGAAAACUCUGAGUGUAAAAACCGGAAUACUAAAGCAGAGUGUGAAUGCAAGAGCGGCUAUGCGUCCAUCCAUGGGGAUUCUACUUACUGUGAAGAUAUUGACGAGUGUGCCACCCAGAUGCACUACUGCCAGUCCAACACGAUGUGUGUCAACCUGCCCGGUAGCCAUCGCUGCGACUGUCUGCCAGGCUUCAUCAGAGUGGAUGAAUAUUCCUGCACCGAGCAUGACGAGUGCGCCAGUGGCCAAAAUUUAUGUGAUGAGAAUGCCAUCUGCACCAACACCAUCAGAGGACACCUGUGUACCUGCAAGCCGGGCUACCUGGGCAACGGCACCAUCUGCAGAGCCUUCUGUGAGGAGGGAUGCAGAAGCGGAGGGACCUGCGUGUCUCCCAACACAUGUGUAUGUCCCUCAGGAUUUACAGGACGCCACUGUGAGACAGAUAUCGACGAGUGUGCAGAGGGCCUGAUUGAGUGCCACAACCACUCCCGCUGUGUCAACCUGCCCGGCUGGUACCACUGUGAAUGCAGAAGUGGUUUCCAUGACAAUGGCUCUUACCUGCUAGAUGGGAGCUCCUGCAUUGACAUCGAUGAGUGCAGUUUGCAGACACACACCUGCUGGAAUGACAGUGUGUGUGUGAACCUACCGGGAGGCUACGACUGUGUGUGUACGUCUGGUCCGGGCUGCAGCGGCGACUGCCCACAGGAAGAAGGAAUCAGACGCAACGGGGAAGACUGGAAGCCCAGCUUUGACCGCUGUGCUAUUUGCUCUUGCAAGGACGGGCAGACGUACUGCAGGAGGAGACCCUGUGACUGCGGAGACCCAGACGAGGAUCUGUUCUGCUGUCCCAGCUGUGACAACAGGCCCAGCAGCCAGUGUCUGGACCAGAGUGGACGCACACUUUACCGCAGCGGAGCAUCCUGGAUGUACGGCUGCCAACAGUGUCGCUGCAUGGAGGGGGAGGUGGACUGCUGGCCUCUGGUUUGCCCUGUGUUGAUGUGCGAGUACACGGCAGUGGCGGAGGGCGAAUGCUGCCCGCGCUGCGUCACAGACCCCUGCCUGGCCGACAGCCUGUCGUAUGACAUCCGGCAGACGUGCCAGGACCCUGCAGGCACCGUCCGCCUCAGCGGAGACACAUGGCAUAUGCCCAACUCACCCUGUACCAAAUGCAAGUGUAAGAAUGGGAAUGUAUGCUGCUCAGUGGAUCUCGACUGCCUUCAGAACAACUAAAGCUCUCCUCCUCCUCCUCCUCUUCUCUUCUUUUAACUACGGGACUGUCACGCCCCCCCUCCACCAUCUGACGACUCUCCCCUUGGAUUCAUUAAACAGACUCACGCACACACACGCGUGCACGCCAGGGUGUGCGCACACAAUACAAACACACAUUGGAAAGACUGGAGUGUUGAGGCUGUGCUUUUACGCCGUAACUCUGUGGACAAACAGUGAGAGGGCGUGUGUGUGUGUGUGCACGCGUGUGCAUGUGUGUGUGUCUCAGGCAGAGACUGACACCAUAGUCACUGUGUUGUGUAUGUGUGUCUUUGUGUUAUUUCCAUUUCACUACAUGUCUUAGGGAAACCUGUUUAGCAUAACUUCUCGAGCCUGAGACAUGCAGCUGAGUGUCGAGGUGCUCCAGCCGUCCAUGUUGUCUAAAUGUACACCAACUAUUGCUUGGUCACCAUGGCAGGCAUCAUUAUACAUUUGUUAUUGUGGUAACCGGAAUAAAUGCACCCUAAUUUUAUAUGAUGUUUUGUGAUGCAACCAUAUCACAAAGCGAGGCUGAUAUUAUUGAAACAGGCAGGAAACAGUUUGAUGCUGAAGUAACACGACCCAUUGCAGACCCUCCCAAUAUCUGCAGAGUUUUUCAUUGUCCUCUCCCCAAGGUCGUAAUUCUGUCGUAUUUCUCCCAAUUUAUGACAGAUUUUCACUUCUUUUGUCCCUUUUUGUUGUCACAGUUUCUUUCUGGCACUGUACAGUGUGUAAGCUGGAAAAAGCACCCUAACGAAUGUGCACGUUAAGUAGAAUAGAGCUUCUUGCAUCUUUUCCUCCUCAGUGAGUGAGAUGAGAAAUGAAGAGUACUAAGAUAAAGAAAUACUCACGUAAAUGUCAAAGGUCAAUUUCUUACAGAAGGUUUCAUAGAAAGAGAAAGGCAUUUUGUAAAAUCUGCUGUGCCGAUUUUUCUGUUGAUUACAAGGUUGCACUAACAUGAAUCUCAUACUCUCUAAAGAGCUGGGGCAAAAAAAUGAAAAUAAAAAAAUUCAAGUUCACACCAUGGGAGGGGUUUGCAUUCUUUCCUGAAAAAAGGAACAUUUAAAAGUAAUUAACGUAAAAAUACAGCUGCAUGCUCUUUGGUCUGGUCUGUGAGGCGAGACCAUGGUAAACAAAGGUGAGUCUCAGCGAGUGCUCUGAAUGAACUGCUUGUCAAACUGUCAAAGUGCUGCAGUUCAUUUCAAGCAUACCCUGGCCUUCAGUCAUCGGGUCCUUAAAAUGAUCUGCCUUCAUUAGCCACAUUGCUCAGGGGAUCCUGGUUCACUUCACAUCCCUUUGCUCCAGUGUCUCCUCUGAUGAGGCUGACUGCCAGAUGUAAAACAACAAGAGGAAUCAAAAGAAUGUGAAGGCAGCAACAUGGUGUACAAGAUAUUUCUUGCACCAGUCGUAGCUGUUGACUAAAUUGGCAGAACUCUUGUUGAGUCAAACCCCUCUGGCGUCUCCCAGGGCUCCUCAGCUCCAAGCCAUAUACACAGAGUGGCAGAGAGACAUUAAGAGAGAGAGAGAGAGAGUAUAGUUAAAGCCAUGUCAUGCUGGCCUGGAUUUGAGUAUGCCAGGAGGUCACCAAGUGUCGAAUCCGUUUGCAGACAGCCGGGCUUAUUAAACAGAGUCCGGGAGAGUCCUUUUUCUGCUACAGUUCACACAUUCACAGCUCUGCCCUCCACAACUCACUGCAUUAUCCUCAAGCUUGUCUCGAGAGUAAAAAUGUUUCACUCAAGUGCUGUCUUUAUCACUGUGUUUUUUUGUUGUUUAUUGUUUUUUUACAGGAUAUCAGAGGGCAUUUCAAACACUUUGGCUUUGAAAUGUGAGCUACAUGUAGUGGCCAUAUAUUCAGUAAACUUCUUUUCAGGCAAGUAAAAUAAUUUCAGGACAGUUUUGGUACCAACAGUCAAUGUCUUCUCUACACUUUCUUCUGGUUUUUCCACACACUCGGCACAGUUGCAGAUUUCAGGACUUACUUUGCUGCUUUAAGAAAAUCAGUUGCUACUUCAGAAUGAACAAGAAGGAAAAACAGCCUUCACAGAUUCAGAUAAUCUUUCAUAGUGUCCAAGACAGUUUUUUAAGAUCUGAGAUGAAAAUCCUUGGGUAGGAAUGGAAGCCAUCCCGCUGUCCAAAUCCACGAUUCAAUUCAGUCCUUGAUAUUUAAACCACUGUUUGGUUCAUAUCUCUUCAUACUGACUAGCAAAAAGUUUUUUAUUUAUUUGUCAUUCUUGAGUAGCUUCUGAAUGGACUAUGUAGAGUGCAGUAAGUUGACAGAAACAAGCCAGCUAUUCACAUUCAGGCCAAACUGAGAAGGUGGGACAUGUAUCUGUGGGUUGGGUUUGGUUUUUACACCCUUAAUUUCUAUCAUAACCAAAAACAAGAUGCACUUGUGGAGAAAAUCAGAAGAUAACUUGAAUCUCAAUGACAAGAAAUGAGGAAGGCAGUGGACGUGCGUGCAGAGUCAGGCAUUACAAGUUUUCAUUCAGUAUCACGAUCAUUCGUCCAUUUUAGGACCUCUCCUGGCAGAAUAAUUUUGCCAUCAGUAAACUUUGUGCAUCCACACAUCAAUAGGCCAACAGUAUGGAACAAAAAUGUCUUGUUUUAACAGCAAUACAGAUGCUGUGGGAAAAUGUUGUAGUCUACAAAGGCUAUAAAAGGUAAAAAUUGAUGUAUUUUUUGGAGGGGAGCCUGCGUCAGGUGUGACCUUGAUCUUCAGAGGGGAAAGUAAAUGCCUUCGCCACCUUCCUCCUGCUGACCUUCCUCUGUUUAAUGUCAAACUAGCUGUUUGACAUUAAACGUUAAAUGUUGUUUCUUACCGUGUUGCUGGUCCCUCACAGAAGCAGCAGGGGAAGGAUAUUUUUCCACAGACUUUUGGGAAAGGUGAUGCUGGUUGUUUAUCGUCUGGAGAGGACAGCAGCAUGCAGCGAGGUGCGCUGCCUCUCUGACCUCUCAGUCUCAGUGUCCUUGUGUCGUCUUUGUUUCCCGCCACAUCUGUACGUGCAUUUCUCCGUGCACUCUGCUCCAUUUUCACAAUGCCUCUUGUAAAUCUCAAAGUGUCGACUGUGCACAAAGAACACACAAAAGGAAAAACAAGUGAUGUAAAUGGCAUCUGUAGUCAUCGAGUUUAACACAGCAAUCAAAAGCAGACAUUUGUACAAAAAGUCACUGAAAAUGAGUUUCGUUUUUUUUUUCAGAUUGCUCUGUUGAUUGAUUUGAUAUGAAGUAUAUAAUGACUACUGUAAAACACUAUUUGCAAGUCUGUGUGUAAAUGUUUUUACAUACUGACGAUAUGAUAAAAUUAUACAGUUUUUUAAUUAUCAUUGUGUUCAUGAAUACAUAUUAGUUUUAGUGGACUACUUUUCUUUUUGUGGGAUAGGUUCAGUUUCACUGUAAAUACUGUGUAAAGUGAAGGAUUCUGUAAAGAGAGUAAGACAAUGUGAAUAAUUCUCACUACAGCUUCUUGGGAUCAGAGCGUUGCAAGUUGAGUGUGACAGAGAAGCAACAUUUCUAUUGUUUCUACUAUUUCUUUAUUUUUCUAUUCUUGCCUUAACCCUUUUAGUAUCCGCCAUAGUCUUAUGUCUUUUCACUGUUUUAGGACCACAUUAUGGAUUUGACUAGCCUGUUUGUUUGUACAGAUCUCUGAUCAGUGAGUGACCUUCGCUGACAGCUGAGGGUCAACAGAAGCGGAUUUUGGAAAUCAGACCAGCGUCUGUUCCUGGUCUCUUUGCAAAACAGACACAGAUCUUGUGCAGACUUUUCACCUCACAACUUUUUUUUCAGCACUCGUCUAUAUGAACUGAACUGAAAAAUCUCUACAUGAGAACCGGACUAAACAGAACUAUGUACACAUGUAAAGAAAAAAAAAGAA
Scatophagus argus is the source of this 6737-nucleotide messenger RNA. RefSeq names its product protein kinase C-binding protein NELL1-like. NCBI's taxonomy places the organism in Eukaryota, Metazoa, Chordata, Actinopteri, Scatophagidae. The transcript has 21 exons. Gene Ontology annotation, molecular function: protein binding; calcium ion binding. The record is from RefSeq and is a predicted model, not a curated record. Bases 425 to 2851 code for a protein of 808 amino acids.